Molecule: messenger RNA, 2583 nt
Organism: Lodderomyces elongisporus
Lineage: Eukaryota; Fungi; Ascomycota; Pichiomycetes; Serinales; Debaryomycetaceae
Gene: HIS4
Product: trifunctional histidinol dehydrogenase/phosphoribosyl-AMP cyclohydrolase/phosphoribosyl-ATP diphosphatase
Exons: 1
Coding region: 1-2583 (860 amino acids)
Biological process (GO): L-histidine biosynthetic process
Cellular component (GO): cytoplasm; cytosol
Molecular function (GO): phosphoribosyl-AMP cyclohydrolase activity; phosphoribosyl-ATP diphosphatase activity; NAD binding
Source: RefSeq, a predicted model, not a curated record
AUGAGCUUUCCACUUUUACCAUUUGUCUCAUCGCCCGAGAGCUCGCAAGUGGAGGAAUUUAGUCUCACAGGAGCAAUUUUGCUUCCAUAUUCUUCACUCAAGAUUAGCAAGCACUGGACUCGUCAGUUCUCAAACGACUUGAAAAUUUAUGUCAAAGUUGACCCCUCCGUUACAGUUGACCAAAUCACUGAGUUAUUAAAUACUGGUGUGGAAAAAGUGUUUAUUUACGACAUUGAACAAUACAAAGAAGCUACCGUCAAUGCAGGAUUACCAGCAGCAAGGUUUGCAACCACUAACAUCGACACUGCAGAAGCUUAUCUUGAGUCGUCACUUAUUGUGAGUGAAAAGUUGAACGAUGUUAAGUUGUACAACAAUCACGAAAACAGAACAAUUUAUUUCGAUGUUUCCAACUCUGGAACUCAAGAGGAGGUUAAUGCAUUGGCCAAGGAAGGAUACACUCCUAUUAUUUCUGCAGAUAAAUUAACCACAAAGAAGCAAGAGGCAGGGAAGAUCUCUAUAUCAUCAGUGUUUAUCGACACAUUGGUCACAGAUAGACCAGAUGGAUUAUUCACUACACUUGUUACUUCCCCUGCUCCAGAAUUUACUAGUUUGGGUGUCGUUUACUCUUCCAAGGACUCUAUUGCAGCCGCUAUUGAAGAAAAAGUUGGUGUGUAUCAAUCGAGAAAGAGAACUCAUGAAUUAUGGUACAAGGGAAAGACUAGUGGUGCUACACAGAAACUAGUUGCCAUUAGUAAGGACUGCGAUUCCGACGUUGUACAAUUCAUAGUUGAGUCGCGUAAAGGCUACGGAUUCUGCCACAGGGAAACGCAAUAUACAUGUUUCGGAGAUGAACAAGUGAAAUCGUCAGGUAAGGGCUUGGUCAAGUUGGACAAGACGUUGUCCGAAAGAUUUAGUGAGAUUGAUGCGGCUCCUGAAGGAUCGUAUACCAAGCGAUUGUUCCAGGAUGAAAACUUGCUCAUUGCCAAGUUGAAAGAAGAAUUGGACGAAUUGAUUGAUGCAAAGGGCAAUAGGGAUGAAGUCGCUUGGGAAGCCGCAGACUUGAUUUAUUUUGUAAUGACAUGGUGUGUAAAGAAUGGGGUACGAUUGGCAGAUGUGGAGAAGAAUUUGGAUGUCAAGAGUUUGAAAGUGACGAGAAGAAAAGGUGAUGCUAAGCCGCAAUAUGUGCAAAAGGAGCAAGAGAAGAAAGAGGAAGUUAAGGCCAAGGUAGAAGAGAAAGACUUGGAAUCCAACGAAUCGUAUGAAAUGGAGGUUAUUGUUGCCGAUGACAUUACUUCUUCAAAUGUAGACAAGGCUAUGAAGAGACCAGUUCAAAAAACAUCAGACAUUAUGAAGCUUGUGCUUCCAAUUAUUGAAAAUGUGAAAACAAAUGGCGAUAAAGCAUUAAUCGAACUCACUGCAAAAUUUGACGGUGUGCAACUCACCACUCCUGUGUUGAAUGCACCUUUCCCCCAGGAAUUGAUGGAAAUUUCACAAGAAAUGAAAGAUGCCAUUGAUUUAUCCAUGGCCAACAUUGAAAAAUUCCAUAGAGCUCAAUUGCCUACUGAAGAAGUGAUGACUGUUGAAACUUGCCCUGGAGUUUAUUGUUCAAGAUUUGCUAAACCUAUUGAAAAUGUCGGUCUUUACGUUCCAGGUGGUACUGCAGUUUUGCCCUCGACGGCAAUGAUGUUGGGUGUUCCAGCUAAGGUUGCAGGAUGUAAAAACAUUAUUAUUGCAUCACCACCAGCUAGAGCUACUGGUAAAUUAACUCCCGAGGUCGUAUAUGUUGCUCACAAGCUUGGGGCCCAAAAGAUUGUUAUGGCAGGUGGCGCGCAAGCAGUUACUGCAAUGGCAUACGGUACAGAAUCCGUUAUCAAGUGUGAUAAGAUCCUUGGCCCUGGUAACCAAUUUGUUACUGCAGCAAAGAUGUACGUACAGAAUGACACUCAAGCGCUCUGUUCCAUUGAUAUGCCAGCUGGUCCAAGUGAGGUGCUUGUGAUUGCUGAUAACAAUGCCGAUGCAGACUUUGUCGCUAGUGAUUUGUUGUCACAAGCCGAACAUGGUGUUGAUUCACAAGUCAUUCUCAUUGGUGUUGACUUGACGAAAGAAAAACUUGCAGCUUUCCAAGAUGCCGUUAAAAAACAGGCAUCUGUGUUGCCAAGAAAAGAAAUUGUUGCCAAAUGUCUUUCACAUUCAUUCAUCUUACUCGUCAAGUCCUAUAAAGAGGCAUUUGAGUUAUCUAACCAAUACGCACCAGAGCAUCUUAUCUUGCAAAUUGAUAACGCUAAAUCUUUUGUUCCUUCACUGAUUGAAAAUGCGGGCUCGGUGUUUGUUGGUGCAUUGUCACCAGAAUCAUGUGGUGAUUAUUCAUCGGGAACAAACCAUACAUUGCCAACAUAUGGAUACGCAAGACAAUACAGUGGUGUUAAUACUGCUACUUUCCAGAAGUUCAUUACAUCACAAGACGUGACUGAAAAAGGAUUAAAGAGUAUUGGUAAAGCAGUGAUGACAUUGGCUCACGUUGAAGGAUUAGAGGCACAUAGAAGAGCUGUUGAAGUUAGGAUGGAGAAACUUGGAUUGCUUUAA